This is a messenger RNA of Mastomys coucha (southern multimammate mouse), 846 nucleotides long. RefSeq names its product methyltransferase-like protein 9. Lineage: Eukaryota; Metazoa; Chordata; Mammalia; Rodentia; Muridae. The record is from RefSeq and is a predicted model, not a curated record. The transcript is spliced from 3 exons. Bases 229 to 846 code for a protein of 205 amino acids. Gene Ontology annotation, molecular function: protein-L-histidine N-pros-methyltransferase activity.
GCACAGGAGGAGGCUCCCAGGGAAGGAUGAGUGUGGCCUUCCUCUUCUCACUAUUGAGCAUGCUCUCUGUGGUCCCACUUUCUACCAUGAUACAAAGAAUUAAGAAGGUCCUAUCAAGAUGAAGACCUUUGAUCUCAGACUCCUUAACCUCCAGAACAGUAAUGAUGAGUCUCUAGUCUACAGAGUGUCCAGUGGUCUGUAGUCAGUAUUGUGCUACACCAUCAAAAAAUGGUUGAACACAGUAAUCAAAAGCUUCUGGGAACACUGAGAAUCAACAUUGAAGUUUUCGGCUCCGGUGGGCCAGCGGUGGCCUCAGGCGGCGGGAAGGACAUGCAUCAGUGGUAUGUGUGCAACAGAGAGAAAUUAUGCGAAUCACUUCAGUCUGUCUUUGUUCAGAGUUAUCUUGACCAAGGAACACAGAUCUUCUUAAACAACAGCAUUGAGAAAUCUGGCUGGCUAUUUAUCCAACUUUAUCAUUCUUUUGUAUCAUCUGUUUUUAGCCUGUUUAUGUCUAAAACAUUUAUUAACGGGUUGCUAGGAAGAGGCUCCAAUUUUUCUGAAAAGAUUUAUUUAGUUUACUUGUUAACCAAAGACUCUUCCUCUAGCAGAGACUUUGCAAUUAUUAAGAACCUCAGGACCCUGAGGUAUCUGGGACCCCAUAGACCAACCCAGUAUCCAGAACUCCUCAGACCAUACCAAUUUCCAAAACUCCAGAGGAAAAAAGGAACACAACACCCAAAACUCCAGACGUUAAACAGGCCUCCAAAACUCCAGCGGACAGAUACAACUAAACCUAAAGACUCUUUGAUCACCACUACCACAGGCUGUUCAAGCCAGAAGAUCUGA